Lodderomyces theae is the source of this 2337-nucleotide messenger RNA. RefSeq lists its product as uncharacterized. The record is from RefSeq and is a predicted model, not a curated record. The transcript has 2 exons. Gene Ontology annotation, molecular function: phosphatidylinositol binding. Bases 1 to 2337 code for a protein of 778 amino acids. NCBI's taxonomy places the organism in Eukaryota, Fungi, Ascomycota, Pichiomycetes, Serinales, Debaryomycetaceae.
AUGGACCCCUUAGAGAGCCAUUUUUUGAAAAAGUUUCUCCUUGAGAAGCAAUUGCACAAUGAGUUGAGGUUGAUGUGGAAGGAUAUGCGAGCGGUUGACGAUACAGAUAAACUUCCGUUGCUCUCAUUUUUUUUCCAUGAAUAUGUAUCGACAUUCCCAUUCAUCACAAGCAAUACCGAAAAACAGCAGGAGCAGUUUUGGCAGGAUGUGUUUCAAUUUGUGGAAAACUUCAAUUCCAAAAGCUUUAGCACUUCAGACGAGAGAAACGGAGUGACAAAGAGGAGCCAGGCUAACAAGAAGCUUCUCGGUGGGUUGUUGGUGUUUUACAAUUCAGUCUUGAUCACAGGUAACGAGAUGGAAUAUCUUACUAAACCACACUUGAAAGCUUCCGACACUGCAAAGUUGGAAAAGUUUGACUUUCAAAAGAAAAAAAACAUAACUGUUGUCGGGAUGCAUCAGUAUGAUCGAAUGAAGUUUGUCAACGGUGUGUAUAUCAACAUUGUCGCAUUGAGAAGAGUCGAAGGUGAGCAAUCUUGGUUUUUUGCAGCAACACAUCACUAUGAUUUUGUAAUACAAGUUGUGCUAAAGGAAGGGCCGAAGUCAAGUUUUGUUUGCAAAAGUUACCAGCAGUUGAGUCAGUUGGAGCACGAUUUGAAAAAGGAAUUACCGGGAGUGAUGCUGACGUUGCACACCAAACUACCACACAAGGCAAAAGACAACGAAAACAGCAUAGAAACGAGUAGAAUGGCCACCCGGAGCUGGCUCAGGAAAUUGGCCAGCAAGCCCGAGGUGGCGGCAUCAACCAUAUUCAAAACAUUCCUAACAAGUGACAAAACCACUAUGACACCCGAAGAUCAAGAGGACUACAAGCACAGAAUCAGCCACGAAAUGGACAUCUUGAAAACGCAGGUUGAAUUUCAAGAUGAAACUGCAAAAGUGAUGCAAGAUUUGACGCAAAACUUUGAAAACUUUAAACAAUCAGUCACCAGAGAAGAUGAUGCGGUAAUGGGCCUAUUCAACGAAAUCGGUUCCAUAGACAGCAUCAAAAACGCUUCUCCACUUUUGAAAACAUUCAAUGACUGGUGUAAGCUACAACUUGCAGCCGUGGUUUACCAAACAUUCCUCGGCCUGGACGACUCCCACGCAAUUUUGAAAAAGACGAAAAAGUUUCAUCGAAUGUUUCCCUACAGCCUUGUGUAUGCCAUUUUGCGCUUCACAAACCCAAUGAAGAUGGUUUCUCGAGUUAUUGAUUUGCUAUUUGUGAAUAUUCCAAGAUUACCCACGUGGAAUAGCCAACUUGCCGAAGAUUCAAAAAACUCGGGAGCCAGAAACUUGUUUUCCUUGAUUCUCAUCAUGUUGUUGAAUGAGGAUUUGAAUGGGUUUGAAAAGGAGUUGCACACGUUGAGGGAAAAGUUGACUGGGUACGAACUUUAUAUGGAGAGAAUCGACAACUACGUCAACUUACCGCCCGCGGAAAUGGAGCAAAUCAAACUAGGUGGUGACAACUUGGUGUUAACAACAUUAUCCACAAACUUGUUACAACCGCCAGCUGAUGACAGGGUAGAAGAUAUAGUGGCCUCUUUCAAUGGAAAAGACACAACAUUGUACCUCAACUUGAAGCAAUAUUGGCUUUUGAAAAUCCGAUCGCGUGACAAACUUCUUUUCAAAGAGUUGUGGAGACAACCAGAGCUCAUAAACCUAAUCAAAAGCACAGUGGACUAUUUUUACUCCCCUUUGAUCAGAGUAUUUGCCAAAGCGAAAGUUCACAUUGCCUUUUCAGCGCUAGAGGGAUUAAACAGCGAGAUGUUAAAAACCCUUUCUUCAAUACAACGCAGCGACCACUUGAACUCCACCGAAAUUUACCAAAGAAUCAAAACGGUUUUGGACAAUCACGAAGAGGUUAUUUGGAAUUUCAUUCGGGAUGUCUAUGUCAACGAUGAUGAAAAAAUCUUUUACAGGCUAAUCGUUUGGAUCGAGAGGUUUCUCACCUUGGUCAGAUUGAAAUUUGAAAACCAACAAGCGGUUACGCUAGAUAUCAAGGUGGACAACGUCACUCCAUUGUUUAAACAGCAAUUGCAUGCUAAAAUAGAGGCCACGUUGGCCAAAAGAAAACUAUUCAAGGAAUACUUGGAAGCAAAGAAUCAACAGCAAGAUGAGUUGGCAAAAGAUUGGGAGAAAAUGAACAACGGAUUGCUAGGAGAUACAACUGCUGAUGAUUUUGGUAUAAAGAGCGAGGACAUCCAGGAUAUCAACAAUGUAACAUUGGAGGAAAACAUCCUUGAAGUUGGACAAGAUAGAUAUAAGCAACGAAGUGAAAACAACACUACAAAGAAUUAG